Messenger RNA from Neltuma alba, 510 nucleotides. RefSeq lists its product as uncharacterized. The record is from RefSeq and is a predicted model, not a curated record. Lineage: Eukaryota; Viridiplantae; Streptophyta; Magnoliopsida; Fabales; Fabaceae. The coding region runs from base 55 to 510 and encodes 151 amino acids. The transcript has 4 exons.
AAGCCCGCUUUGCGUCGAAACGGCGGGAAAUUCGUUCCGGAUGACGGAGUCAAGAUGGGAUCAGUCUCCACUGGCAAAUCGCUAGCCAGGCUUCGACGCGGCGGCGCCGGCGGGACAUUAUCUCAUUUUCUCGCUACUAAGUGGGUUGCAUACGCAUCGCCGAUUUCGUCCUCCUCCUAUUCUUUCAGCUCCGCCGCUUCCGUUGCCUCUUCAUCUGGUUUUCAACCAUCGCCGCCUUCUUCUGAAAUAGAAGGGAAAUCCUCUAGGUGGUCAAAAUGGUUUCUAUUCCUACCUGGAGCGAUCACAUUUGGUCUUGGAACUUGGCAGAUUUUCAGAAGACAAGAGAAGAUGUUAGAAGCUUGCAAAAUGUUCAGAACUAACGGAGAUGUAGAAAAAAAAGAUGGAGUGUGUAGAAAAAUUAAUGGAUUUCUGGAUGAAUACCUUCCACUUUUGAAGUUUAAUUUUCACGAAGUUAUAAGAUUCCAGAUUCCAUGUCUUAAUAUUGGCUAA